GCCCUCUGCAGGCUUCAUAGGGCGACAGUCUGAAGGCUGAGGGAGCCAUGUUGAUGCCUGGUUCUGUGUCAAACGUUUCGUUUUGGAUGGUUAGAGGACUGCGCGCGGCAGAGCGGGAGCCUCGGCGGUGAUUGCAGCUCCGCGAUGAGAAGAGGAGCUCCGUUCGGGCUGGUUCAGGGAGCGCCGCGGCAGAGCUGCAGUUAGGACUCAAACUCAAGUUGAUGCUAGUUAGCUUCUCCGCCAGGUAGCAACAGCUGUGUGUGGACGCUGCGUGGGAUGCGACGCGUGGACUAAAUCAAUUUAAUCGCCUCCGCUUGCUGCGUUUCGCUGAGCAAACCUUACCUCGACUGCCGGAGGACGCCUCGCGCCUGGAGUAUCAUCGGGGGCCGCUGUAUCUAUGCUAGCUAGCUUUGUAACGCUAGCCGUUAGCCAUUAGCAUGCUGACGACCACCUCGCAUCCUCAGUCACGACUAACUGAGUGCUAGCUGAGUGGCUCAUAACUUCUCACCGCUUUCUGUGGAAAAAAAAAAAACCAAACUCCUCGAGUGGAGGUAUGGCGGUGCACCCAGUGUCUGUAGAAAGCUACCAGUUCGCCUGCCCAGCUCGCCGAGGAGCGGCUAGCGGGCUAGCAGCGUAACUUUGCUCUCACGGUGUCACUCAGAAGCUGCACUUCCUCACCGGCCGACCGCUCGUUACCUGAAGCAAGCUGGCGGCCCUUCGAGUAGAGCCCGAGGACAAGGAGCUGGGGUCCAUGGUCUGGGUGCUAAAGAUGGACGACGCCACCAUCGAGUCGGGGCUGGUGCACGACUUCGAUGCCAGCCUGUCCGGCAUCGGACAGGAGCUGGGAGCAGGAGCCUACAGCAUGAGUGAUGUGCUGGCUCUGCCCAUCUUCAAGCAGGAGGACUCCAGCCUUCCUCCGGAAAACGAGACCAAAAAUCCCCCAUUCCAGUAUGUGCUGUGCGCCGCCACCUCGCCUGCUGUCAAGCUGCACGACGAGACACUCACAUACCUAAAUCAAGGCCAGUCUUAUGAGGUGCGUAUGUUGGACAACAGGAAGCCCGGGGAAUUACCAGAACUCAACAACAAGAUGGUGAAGAGCAUCGUGCGAGUCGUGUUUCACGACCGCCGGCUGCAGUACACGGAGCACCAGCAGCUGGAGGGCUGGAAGUGGAAUCGUCCGGGUGACCGUCUCCUUGACAUCGAUAUCCCAAUGUCUGUGGGCAUCGUGGAGCCCAAGACUCAUCCCUCCCAGCUCAACGCAGCGGAGUUUCUGUGGGACCUGAAUAAAAGAACGUCUGUGUUUGUGCAGGUGCAUUGCAUCAGCACGGAGUUCACUCCCAGAAAGCACGGCGGGGAGAAGGGCGUCCCCUUCAGGAUCCAGAUCGACACCUUCGCCCUGGGAGACGGCGGCGAGUACACAGAGCACCUCCACUCCGCCUCCUGCCAAAUCAAAGUCUUCAAGCCAAAAGGGGCCGACCGCAAGCAGAAGACGGACAGGGAGAAGAUGGAGAAACGCACAGCUCAAGAGAAGGAAAAGUACCAACCUUCGUAUGAUACCACUAUUUUGUCAGAGCAGACGAGGCUCGAGCCCAUCAUCGAAGAUGCCGGUGACCACGAGCUGAAGAAGUCCAGCAAGCGGACACUCCCCGCUGACUGUGGCGACUCCUUGGCCAAGAGAGGCAGUUGCUCCCCGUGGCCAGACAACGCCUACGCCAGCACCAACCAGGCAGCUACUCCCUCCUUCACCUCCACACCGCUGUCCACCUACACAACUUCCUCAGUGCUGGACAGUGACUCGUCCUCUCCCAAUCACCAGGCAGACCCUGGCAGCCAUGGCAACUCUGAGCAGUUGAGCCCCACUGCAUCCAUCCAGGACACACAGAAGUGGCUGCUGAAAAACCGAUUCAGCUCCUACACGAGGCUCUUCUCUCACUUCUCAGGUUCUGAUUUGUUGAAGCUAACCCGGGACGACCUGGUCCAGAUUUGUGGUCCAGCAGAUGGGAUCAGACUCUUUAAUGCACUCAAAUCCAGGUCUGUGCGUCCCAGGUUGACUGUGUACGUCUGUCAGGAGUCUCCUCAGGAGAGCCCCCUGCUGGAGAGACAAGGCGCCAACGAAAACGGAGAACACAGCCUCUCUUCUAGUUUACAUGUGUACCACGCUCUGUAUCUAGAGGAGCUCACAGCCGCAGAGCUCAUCCGCAAGAUGGCGUGCGUGUGCAGCCUUCCACUGGGAAAAAUCAACCAGGUGUACAGACAGGGUCCCACAGGUAUACACAUCCUGCUAAGCGACCAGAUGGUUUACAACUUGCCUGACGAGAGCUGUUUUUUGAUCAGCACCGUCAAAGAUGAGUUGGGCGAAGGACUCCAUCUAAUCCUGAAGUAGUGAGGAGGACAGACGGCGUCGCUGAUACUCCGCCCUCUGUCUCUGGAGCAGGAGCCUCCCUCUGUCCCCCUCCGCCUGCCUCUGUUGUCGUCUUCUACUCUCCUCCCCGUCUCUCUUCAAACGAUCGUCGUACGGAAAGCCGAGAGACUUCGCUAAAGCCGUGUAAAUGUUAGAAUCUGACAUGGGUGUGUCCACUGUUUCAUAUUGAAAACAUUAUUACCGGAGGAGAUGAGUUUAAAAGAAGAGAGACUGGGGAGGAUUUGGGAUUUGGGCAGAAAGUUAACAAUGUUCUAUGUAUUUUGAUUUUAUUAUUUGUCUUUUCUAUUGUUUGUGGGUGGAGGAGGGAGGGUGCAGGCUCCAGGAGGGAGGGGUGGGUGGGGGGGGGGCGUUCUGGCCAGCAGGAGAAGGAAAGAAACCAUUUUCUUUAUUGCUCGUUGCCCUUCCCACACAACGUGCACAACCAGCACUAGGCCAGUAUUUGAUAACCUGUACUGCUGAACAGCAUGCGAUCUCAUACUAACCCGCUUGGAGGAGAAUCCCACCGUACUCUGCUUGUUUAACAUUCUUGAUGGGGGGGGUGGGGGGGGCGUCUUAACAAACCACGUAUCCGUCAGCUGAGCUCGGUAAGCCCCCGAAAUACCCAGGCUGAAUCUUGUGGCGUUGCCGUCAUGUGGAUGUUGACAGCACGUUAUUUCUUGGAUUUUUAUAGAUGGACUGAUUACCUUUUUUUUUUUUUUUUUUUUUUUAAUGUCUGGUCAUUUCGAGGCAUCCUCCGUGAUUUUUGACAUGCAGCCAUAUCUCUGCGUGGAUGGGCGCAUCGUUACGCUCAGCUCUCCUCACCUACGCCUCGUCCGGCCGGCGCUUUCAUUGUUUUUAUUAUUAGCUUUAUUUAUGAAUCAGCCCUUUCUGUCACCUGUUACUCAUUGAAUUCACAUGUUUCUCGUGCCAUAUUGGCUUCUCUCUCUUUUUUUUUUUUUUUUUUUUUCAUAUUAAUUCAACCUCACAUAUUCACAUAGAGCACGAACGUCGUUGCCUCCACUUGGCGUGUCGACUUUUAAACACUGGGUUAAAGAAAGGCUGUACUUAUUGGUUAUAAAUGAGCAAAAAGAAUUAAACCUCUCAAGAAUCUGAAAUGAGGAGUGAGAAAACCGAUCCCCCGUCCCCCCAAAAAUGCAAACAUAUACAGGGUUGUGCAAAGGUUUUAGGUUUUUUUGAUUAGUCCACUUUUUUUUUUUGACCGAGGAGAAACACAUGCACACAUGGGAAGAACACGCAAACACCACACAGUAGGGUGCAACCCUGAGACUGCUAACCCCCACACCCCCACACCAGUGUCCUCAGAGCUCUGAUCUCACAUAAUCAAGUCUGUGUUUACAGGAUUCGAACCAGGUUACAGUCACGGUGAAUUUGUUCUUAGUUAUCAGAGAUGUUUUUAAAAAUGUGUGCUGACAAAUGAUCAGCUUUGAACUGAAAUGACGAGAACACUGGUUUACUCUUUUUAAUUUUUUUGCUAUUAUUGAUUAAAAAAAAAAACUGGUGUGACAUGUCUUAUUUUUUUCUUCAAUGCGCUUUUGCGCCGUCUCCCUCUCCACAUCAGCCUAAACCUUUUGCACAGCACUGUAACAUCAUGAAGUGGACCAAACUGUUUGCAGACCGAGAGGCGUCUCUACAGGAGAGGCCUCCGUUUCUCUGCGCGUCUUGUUCAUUAGGACCCUUUAAAAACAUUAGUUUUCUAAAACAAUCAAAUCUAGUAGCUUUACUCUCAGUGCUCCAUUCCAGGAUCUGCUCUCCAGGCCAGUUUGCUGCAGGCUGGUUUAAAAACCCAUCACAAGCAUCUCUCUGAGUUCAUCCACGUCCAGACUCCUGUGUUGUUUUUUUUAAAUGUAGCUUUACACAGGAGGUGCAGGUCGGGAGUUUGAAGUGCAUCUCUGAAAAGUGACGGCAGACCUCACAGCUCCUCUGAGUCAGCUGACUUAUUAAUUUUGGUACACAGAGUCUGACAUCUUCUGAAGUGUCCACAGUUUACACUUCGGCGUGUCAGUGUGUGUAUGAGUGUACGCGCGUGUGCAUGUGUAUCCUUAUUUUUAUCCUCGGAAAGAAAACUUCAUGUCAUUUGUCAAAACAUUUUCCUGUUGGUAUGAUGAAAUUGUUGUUUAGCUUGAUAUUUAGUAAAGAGCAUGUGGACAAUGGCGACAGGUGGAACGGAUGUUUUUUUUUUUUUGUCAGUGUGUAACUCCCCCCCCCCACCCCCCCCCCUCCUCCUUUUUUCCAGACAUUAGAGACCAAGCCUGCACAGAAUCUCACAAAAAUCCAAGCUUGAUGUGUAGUCAGUAGUCCUACAGCCUCACCCUCCUGUCCGCUUAAUGAGAAGAACAAAAAAAAAGAUGGAAACAUGUCAAGACUGAAGAAAGAGUGUUGUUGUUCCGCUGAACCUCGGAGCAGCACGACAGCUCUCGUGGUUUUCGAAGGAAACAAGCACCGCCACACAGUAACAUGUCGACCCAGAAAUUAGUGAGAGUAGAGCAGAUGUGAUCCCGAGUCAGACUGACUGUGGUGAGAGGCUUUGGUCCGCUGAAGGCCUGACCGUCCGUCUGUGUGUGUGUGAGUGUGUGUGUGUGUGUGAGAUCGUGUGUGAGAGAGUGCUAGUGCAGGAAAGGUGACCACUGUUGAUGUACAGCCCGAUGUUGAUGAUGCUUCUCAUGUGCACAGUAUCAUAUGCUGGAGAUGUACACAACCACAUGUGCUGGGAAUAAAUGAUUUCAUAACUUU
Molecule: messenger RNA, 5152 nt
Organism: Salarias fasciatus (jewelled blenny)
Lineage: Eukaryota; Metazoa; Chordata; Actinopteri; Blenniiformes; Blenniidae
Gene: ubp1
Product: upstream binding protein 1
Exons: 16
Coding region: 752-2383 (543 amino acids)
Biological process (GO): regulation of transcription by RNA polymerase II
Cellular component (GO): nucleus
Molecular function (GO): DNA-binding transcription activator activity, RNA polymerase II-specific; RNA polymerase II cis-regulatory region sequence-specific DNA binding
Source: RefSeq, a predicted model, not a curated record